CUCCAGGAGAAAGACCUCGUCUCGAAACUCUUCAAGGUGCUGGCUCCGCGGUUCCAGGAGCUCCGAGGGGGAUAUGUGCGGAUGAUGCAGAUUCCGACUCGGGAGAAGGACAGCGCCAGGAUGGCUGUCAUUGAGUACAAGCGGAACCCCCUGCCCCCUCUCCCUACCAGGCGCCCGGGAGCUAAUGAGAAGACCCUGCUCAAUCAGCUGCUGAAAGGCUACAGGGAAGCGGCAGCUACCAGGCCGGUCUCAUCUGCUGGCGAGUCCCAGGUGUCUCCUGCGGCCCAGCCAGCUGUUUGACUGCCCGAUGGGAACGCAUAGGGACUUGGACAAGGCUUGGUAGUGGCGACGCCAAUCCCCUCCCUCCUGCCCUCCCCCACCCGGGGGUAUGUCCGGGAUUCUGGGAACUCCCCCCACCGAUCUCCUGGUUGUGUGUGUGGACCCCAUUCCUGUGGUGGCGAUCUCAUUUGUAAACCCUGUCCUGCUAUUAAACUUGCGAUGUGGGAACUUUG
Messenger RNA from Chiloscyllium plagiosum (whitespotted bambooshark), 512 nucleotides. NCBI's taxonomy places the organism in Eukaryota, Metazoa, Chordata, Chondrichthyes, Orectolobiformes, Hemiscylliidae. The record is from RefSeq and is a predicted model, not a curated record.